This is a messenger RNA of Leptomonas pyrrhocoris, 4596 nucleotides long. RefSeq lists its product as hypothetical. Bases 595 to 4596 code for a protein of 1333 amino acids. Gene Ontology annotation, molecular function: protein binding. The record is from RefSeq and is a predicted model, not a curated record. Lineage: Eukaryota; Euglenozoa; Kinetoplastea; Trypanosomatida; Trypanosomatidae. The transcript has a single exon. Gene Ontology annotation, cellular component: cytoplasm.
AGCGCCUGUCUGCCGUGCGGACACUCUCAGCCAACGAUACGCGUUGCGCCGCCUUUCCCUCAUCGCUGGGAGGCCCGCUCAUUUCCUCUUCUUCUGUUUUUGUUGUUGGCUUUCCGAUUGCUUUCUUACUUUCUGUCUCGCUCUGUGCCUGUUGAUACACACAAACAUAUAUAUAUAUAUAUAUAUAUAUAUAUAUAAUAUUUAGGGGUGUUGCAGCCGUGUCAUGCAGACGUUCUUCACUCAUUCUGCCGUAAUGAAACUGCCCAUAACGUGAAUUUUCGCCGUACAGCCUCAGCGUCGUGGAGUCUUCUUUGUUGUUUUUCUCUCUAAGUCUUCCGUUCUCAUUUUGUGCGGCAGCACCGGUUCACCUCCCCUUUUCCAUCGUCUCUGUUGCCCCCAGCUAUUCGCCUACUGCUUGUUUCAGUGUACACGCAGCACACAUAGCAGCACGAAGGCGCCACGACGUUUCAUGGCUGUAGCGGACGCUGUAGCUUGCCUUGGAAGCUUUUCUUUUCUUUCUCUUCUUCUGCUAACAAGCUCAUAGGUAUACAAAAAUAGAGGAGCAAAUACAGAAGGAAGCGCACACACCUCGAAAUGAACUUUACCGCCGUCGCCCCUCCGCUCUCACCAAAGGUCAUCCCGGGGUGCGGCAACACGCACAGCAGCAGCGGAUUCCCCACCAUCCUUUCUGAUGGCGGCAACUUCCCUUUUCAGUCGGCCGCCUAUGGGCAACAACAGCUGCUGGCCUGCAGCUCCGCGGUGAGCCACGGCGGCGAAGUCAUCUUUAUCUAUGACGUGAACAGUAUGCAGCUGACGCAGUCGCUGAGUGGGCACAAGGCUGCGGUGCGGGCGCUGCUGUGGCGCCGCCCACCGGCCUCGUAUCUGCAGACGGGUUUGUUUCUCUGGAGCGGCGAUGCACACGGCGUCCUCAUGUACUGGGAUGUGGUGGAGGGCGUCGCUCUCACCAGCAUCCAGACCCCGUGUCAAGGCCCGGUGCAAUGCUUAGCGCUUCUCACCGAGGAGCACCUGCUCGUCGUCACGUCCGAGCGCAACAGCUACAUUUUUAAUUCCCACCUCGUCGACAACACGCCGCUCCCACCGGGUGGCCUGCCUCUCGAGGUACCGCAUAGCUCGCUGCUUGAGAAUCGGUGUCAGCCCACGCUUGUGACGCUGUCCCGGCUGAGCGACCGUCACUGCUGUGCGGUUGUCCUGGGCGAUCGCCUGCGCGUUAUUCGCUCCCUUCAGCUGGAAGGCGGUAAGGAAGCCCCUGUGGCGAAGGACCUCAUCUACGACAGCGGCGACGGGUCUGCCACCGUGUUGGAUGCCUUCUUCAGCGACGCGCAGGAGGAAGUGCUGUACUUUGCGACGCGCAGCGCCGUGGGCUGCUAUGACUGGAAGUUGGGGCUGAUGCUGAACGAGUCGUUUCUGUGGAUGCCGGACGAGGUGGAGUUCCGUCGCAUCUUUCGCUCCUCUGCCACCUACACCACCGCCCUCACCUCGCCAUCCCCACUCGCAGCGGAGAGCACGAAGGCGCUUCCCGUGUUGUACUCCUUCGGCUCCGAUCAGCGCCUGGUGGCGUGGCACGUCACCCGCCACGACCGCUUCACCACCGUCGCGACGGACGUACGAGGGGUGCGCAUCAACGCGAAACUGACCGCCAAUGUGGUGCAGUCCGAACUCGAUCCCGCGCGCUUCGCGGUGCUCUUCGAGGAUGGCACCAUUGCCCACUGGCAGUACACGGCGGUGUCACGGCGGUGGAAGCUGUUGGGUUGCUGGCUGGCACCGGUGUUGCGGCCGGUGACGUGUUGCCCCGUCGGUGCGCAUCACUGCUGCGUGGCGCUGGAGAGCGGCCACCUCGCUCUCAUGGACGUCACCCACGCCAUCGCUGUUCGGCGCUUCAACUUGGUCUACUCGGGCGGCACGCAGAUUGUGCUGCUGUGUGGCCACAAGUGGAGCGACCUCGUGUGGGUCGUGUCGGACCGCGUGCAGCAGUACCGGCACCACCACCAAGUCUCCCUGAUCGACACGCGCACCGGUGAGGUGGUCCGAAUCCUGCGCAGGCCGUCUUCGGUGCCUGAGCAGACGCGCAUGAAGGAGAUUACAACGGACCCGUCCACGACGUACAUCCUACUCACCUACUGGAACGGCACCUUUGAGGUGUGGACGGCGGAGGACAGCCGCCUCGUGCACAUCCACUCCGGCCUGGGCGUGGCGAACGUCUCGUGGGCCCCGCCGUCGAUGCGGCGCUGCCUGAGUGGCGUGCAGGGCACCCCGCAGCUGCUGGCCGUUCUCUUUUCCGAGGGCACGCUCUCGCUGUGGUCCGUGUACAAGGAUCGCGUCGUGGUGAGCCGUGAUGCGAUACCGCUCUUCAACCCCGCCGUGGCCGAAGGCGCCGUGCGGUUUGCCGUAGUGGGCGACGGUCUCGUGACGUGGGACGGCCACGGCAACGGCGUGGUGCUGCACGCGCAGGGCACUCGACUCUCCGUACGACGACUGCGCGAUGCCCCGCCGAACUGCGGCGCCGUGGUUUGCUUAGCCGGCCCCCUCCCGCCCUCCUGUACACCGGCGGCCAACGAGCUCAUGAGCUUUUCCUCGCCGUUAAUGUGGGUCGCCACGGACUCUUUUGGCCGCAGCGACGUCCUUGCGGCGUCGACGGCGACAGCGUCGGAGAAUGCGAAUGGGACGAGCACCGCGGCCGCCGCAUCUCCCACCGGCGCCGGCAACGAGGGAGUCGCCUCCACUAAAGUGGUCGCGGUGCUCUUUGAGACGGGCGUGUUCGCCGUGUGGGACAUCACCACCGGCGAGCUGCGCGCCCUCUCCUCCAGCGGCAUGCCAGCCGACGUGCGGGCUCUCUCGCUGUACUGGGUCGGCGAGUCGCUCUGUGUGCUCGGCGCGGACGGCUGCCUGUACGUGUUCGAUGCGAAUUUGGCGGAGAUGAACAGCAGCGUCCGCUACCGGGCCCUGCGCCGGCCCAUGAAGAAUUUGUCCUUCCUGCUGCCUGCCCACCGCACUUACGUGCAAGUGUCGCUGGAGCUGAACAGCCACGGCGGGGUGCAGAGUUCCACAGGGGCGGGGGGUGACAUCACCGCUGCUUCGCCUUCGCCGGCCUCCUUCGCACAGAUGCCGAGUGCCGUGAUGGAGGCGAUUCCCGCGAACGCGCGUCCGUGCCGCGGCCCUUUUGGCCAGUUGUUGACGGAGGAUAUGACAAUCCUCUAUGACGAGCUGGAGCUCUAUCGUACUACCAUGGUCGCACACGAUGUGUUAAAGCAACUGGCCAGGUGCACCGAACGGGCAGCAGCGACGACGCCUACCUCUCCGCUGCUGUGGCUAGAGCGGUCCAUCAUUGUGACGGGAUUCUUGGGCCAGGUGUCGAAGCAGCGUUUUAUGCGUCUUGUACUGGUGGCCCUGCAGAGUUGGACGCCGUCGAUGCGUGGCGCUUCUGCUUCGCAGAGUUCCUCGCUGUUGACGUCUCCCGCUGGCACCGCGCUGACCAGCGAGGCAGACAGGUGCUCCGCUUUCCUCAAAAGCGGCAUCACCGCCAACAAUAGCGCCAGCGCCGUUAGCACGAAUCCCAACUCUGCGGGAGAGACUGUGACGACGGUGCCGGAGAUGUACCCCAAUGCGGACCCCUACGCCGAGGCCCUCGCCCCCGCAUCCACCGUGCGGCGCAAUCGCGUGUUGCUAAACGAGCAGCGCACCGCCGCCCUUCUCAUCAACGCGGGCAACUUCCGAAACGGCAACAACGACGACUGCGCGACUCGCCUGUCGCUUGCGCGGGACUGGCUGCAGCUGCAGAACCCCCAGCAGGCCAUCGAGGUGCUGCUGGACACUUCUUCCCAGUCAGAAAAGUACAACGAAAUGGCCACGCUCAGCAUGGCAGUCGCCGCCUCGAGCGGCGCGAAGUCCGCGUCAUCGGUCGACACGGCUCUUUCUACGUUGUUCACCGCUUCUGCAAAGCGUGCGGCGGCGAUGCUGCUGGCGCAGGACGACGUCGCGGCCGCCGUGGAGAAGCUUGUGCUGGCUGGCGAGUACCGCGGUGCCUGUCUGACGCUGCAGUCGAAAGGCCUCUGGCGCGAGGCAGUGGUGCUAGUGAAAGCGAUGCCUCAUUUGCAGCGUCCCUUGGUAUCGGAUCUGCUCCAGCGCUGGUCAGCACUCUCGGUGCAGCUUGGCUAUCGACUGCUCGGGGCCGCGUUGUUGCUCGCUGGUGGGGGCGGUGCAGAGGGGUUGACGCAGCCGGCCCCGCUCGCGGCGCUGUCGCUGUUGAAGGAGUCGGCGCACUACACAGACGUCGCUGGUGUGGUGGCGCUGGUGCUGGCGCAGUACCACGACGUCCUUAUCUGCUUCGGCGAGGAGGGUGCUGUUCACGCCGCAGAGGGAACGCCACCUUGUCGCCCCUCUGACGGGCUAACCACCGGUGGUGCCACUGCGGCGGCGGCGGCGGCGGCGGACGCGAGAGGUGCGAGUGCGACGACGGAGGUCAUUUUACAUGCGUUGGGCGACUACAGCAGUUUGCUGCAUACGGUGGGCAACAUGGACGCGGAGGCACUCGUGUUACAGCAGGCAGCGCACCUCAAAUCUGUCCUUCGGCGCAGUUGA